AUGAAGCACACACCCGUCACAUCGACAACUCCAACCACCGUGUCUCCGCUGUUGCCAAUGGAGCUAUCAACUGCCCAACCGCAUGAGGAAGAGAAAGGAAGUGCGUAUGAACAUUGGAAUGAGCAGCAGUAG
Molecule: messenger RNA, 132 nt
Organism: Echinococcus granulosus
Lineage: Eukaryota; Metazoa; Platyhelminthes; Cestoda; Cyclophyllidea; Taeniidae
Exons: 2
Coding region: 1-132 (43 amino acids)
Source: RefSeq, a predicted model, not a curated record